Lasiosphaeria miniovina is the source of this 888-nucleotide messenger RNA. RefSeq names its product Protoglobin-domain-containing protein. The record is from RefSeq and is a predicted model, not a curated record. Gene Ontology annotation, molecular function: heme binding; oxygen binding. Bases 1 to 888 code for a protein of 295 amino acids. The transcript is spliced from 3 exons. Lineage: Eukaryota; Fungi; Ascomycota; Sordariomycetes; Sordariales; Lasiosphaeriaceae.
AUGGCGCCCUUCUCGAGAUCACCCGUGAUGCAGCACAUUGACCGCAAGUCGCUCUACACGAGCCUCGAGGCGCGCAUCCGGUACCUGCACUCGUUCCUCGACUUUGGCGCCAACGAUGUCGAGGCCCUCACGUCGGGCAGCAAGUACAUCCAGGCGCUGAUCCCCGCCGUGGUCAACAUCGUGUACAAGAAGCUGCUGCAGUACGACAUCACGGCGCGGGCCUUCCAGACGCGCAGCACGGCGUUCGAGGGCCCCAUGGACGACGUGCCCGACGAGGACAGCCCCCAGAUCCUGCACCGCAAGAUGUUCCUCCGCGCAUACCUUAAGAAGCUGUGCACGGAUCCCACGCAGAUGGAGUUCUGGGAGUACCUGGACAAGGUUGGCAUGAUGCACACGGGCAUCGGCAGGACUUACCCGCUGCACAUCGAGUACAUCCACAUCGGCGCCGGGCUUGCGGUGAUCCAGGACGUGCUGACCGAGGCCAUCCUGUCGCACCCGCGCCUGCACCUGGCGCGCAAGAUCGCGCUCGUCAAGGCGCUCGGCAAGGUCAUAUGGAUCCAGAACGACCUGUUCACCAAGUGGUAUGUACACGAUGGUGAGGAGUUCACGGACGGCAUGGACUUUGGCGUUAUCGAGAAGGAGGGCUGGCUGCACGGCAAGAAGGUCCUCGACGACGAGGCGGCGACCGCCACUGCCAGCGAGUCCGAGGCCAGCGACGACACGGCCACGGGCUCCCCUGCCGCUCGCGAGAGCAAGAGCAGCGGCGCGCUAGCCAAGGGCGUCUGCCCGUUCACCGGCAUGGCGGCGUCGAUGGGGGAUCUGAAGGUUUCUGACGACAAGGGUGGCGGUGCGCCGCCUAAGGCUGAGACUGCUAGAGCUAGCGAGUGA